Yamadazyma jaroonii is the source of this 825-nucleotide messenger RNA. The record is from the annotation of a GenBank genome assembly. NCBI's taxonomy places the organism in Eukaryota, Fungi, Ascomycota, Pichiomycetes, Serinales, Debaryomycetaceae.
AUGAGUGAGAAACAGGAGUUAUUAAAUAACUUAUUACAGCUAGCCCAGAAAGAACAAAAGCAAGGUAAUAAGUCAAUAACCCAAGAGAAAUUGGAUUCCUUAUCCUCAUAUAUCAUCAAUCAAAGCAAAAGUAGUAACUACAAGAAGUAUAGUGAAUUCCACCCCAUACCGAAAAGUUCAGGAUUAAGUGACGUUAGAGGUGAAAGGUCAAACAACGAAUCAAGAAAUCAAAAAACUUCAAGUUAUAGCCCCUUGUUUGAUAAAUUUACCUUACCAAUUCCGAAGAAUAAUCCCCCCAGAAAACUAAGCCAAUUAUCAAAGUUCAAAAAACUUGAAAACUCGUUCAUAAAUAUAUUAGAGGUCCUAGCUAAUAUUCUUGAUAAUUUGCAUUUAUUUUCUAAAUUCCCCAUGUUUCCACAACGUUUAUUGGGAUUGUUGAAGCAAACCAACAAACUAUGGGUCAUACUUUUGAUAUUUUUGAUCAGGAAAACCGUUUCACAACUACUCAAUGUUAAACGAAAAGAGAAUAAGGUCAAAAUCGAAUUGAAUAUCUUGAAAUCUUCAUCAAAAGGUCAAAUUGAUAAUUCGUUACUCAAAAAAUAUGAAAAAGUAUUGAAAGAUUUGAAGUUUGAUAAAACUAUGCUUUAUUUGGAAUUAUUUGGUAAUUUCUUGGAUUUGGCUUUCAAUGUUAUAGAAUUGUCAGGUAUAUUAGUACCAGAUUGGUUGAUGAAUAUUUUGAACUUCUCAAGUAUGGCCAUGACAAUUUACAGAAUGAAUAAGGAUGACGAGUAUAUUGAUGAUGACAUUACCGAGGAUUUAAUAUGA